This is a messenger RNA of Podarcis muralis (Common wall lizard), 1922 nucleotides long. RefSeq names its product phosphatidylinositol glycan anchor biosynthesis class L (gene PIGL). Lineage: Eukaryota; Metazoa; Chordata; Lepidosauria; Squamata; Lacertidae. Gene Ontology annotation, cellular component: endoplasmic reticulum. The record is from RefSeq and is a predicted model, not a curated record. Gene Ontology annotation, molecular function: N-acetylglucosaminylphosphatidylinositol deacetylase activity.
GGGGCAUCCGGUUGGCCACUGCGAGAGCAGGAUGACUGACUAGUUCGUGCCCUUUGGCCUGAUGCAGGAGGCUCAUCCUCUUUUAUUAGAUCAUAAGGUAAGUUUGGGGAAGCAGUUUGUUGAAGGGCAGUCAGGGGAGUUGAUUGAUUGUUGCAAACCUCUGCUAUCCUUUCCGCGCUGUUUAUGCAUGGGUCCAGGUCACUCCACCCCACGAGAAGCUCCCGACUGAUUCUGGCGUGAAUCUCUUCGCCUUCUCUCUUCGGGAGAGCGCCCUUUUGCACAGAACAGACGGAACCAUUCCGUCGCGGAACGAGUUUCUGGCCGGAUACUUUAUGCGUGGCGCUCCCCUUUUCUCCCGCUUCUCCCGUCAUGGAGGCAACGGGGUUGUUCACCCUGCUGUUUCCUCUGCCUUUGCUAUGGCUGCUUUCUUGCUGGUGGCUGAGGCGGCAACGCGGAGCGAGGUGGCGGCUGGGGAGCGACCGGAGGCUUUUCGCCAACGGACCGGCGACGCGCGCCCUGUUCGUGACGGCGCACCCUGAUGACGAAGCAAUGUUCUUCGCCCCCACCAUCCUCAGCUUGGCUCAAGCCAGGCUGUGGCUGCUCUGCGGGUCCACAGGGAAUUACUACAGCCAAGGGGAUGUCCGGAAGAAGGAACUCCUGGACAGCUGUUUGGUUCUAGGGAUCCCGCCUUCCAAUGUGACCAUCAUUGACCACAGCGAUCUUCCAGACCACCCAUCUGUCAAGUGGGACACUCAGCUGCUCUCCGCUCUGAUCCUUAAGCAUGUGAAGACCAACCAGAUCAACCUGGUAGUGACCUUUGACGCGAGAGGAGUGAGCGGUCACCUGAACCACAAAUCCCUUUACACCGCUGUCAGGCACCUGCAUUCCGAGAAGAAGUUUCCAGAAGGUUGCCAAGUCCUCACCCUGGAGACGGUGAACCUUUUCCGCAAGUAUAUCUCCAUCCUCGAUGCCCCCAUCAGUUACCUCCGGAGCCCAGAUGUCCUGGUUGUAUUGGCAAGAAAGGAUGCAGACUUAGCCAAGAGAGCCAUGCAGUGCCACCGCAGCCAGCUCCUCUGGUUCCGACGCCUCUACCUGUUCUUCUCGCGCUACGUGGUGAUCAACUCACUUCGCAGCCUCUGACAGGGAAGGGCCGUUGCUUGGGAGGCUGGCAGGAGCAAGAGAGGCUGGAGGAGGGAGGUCCUCCUUAAAACUCUCACUGAGUGCACAAGGUCUUUCCAUCCCACUGACGCAGUCUGGUUGAGAUGACAGAUGUCCGAGAAACUAAGCGCUGAUCUGUGCCUGUUUCUGUGAAGGCGAGCAAGACGGAACUUUACAAGGCGACAUAGAUUAUACGAGAGAUGGGCGCCAAAGGAGAGGAUUUAUCCUGGAAGGACUUCACUUUGCAAAUGUUUAAAGUGUGCCAUCUUUUUUCAAAAGUCUCUUUUUAUCAUUCCACUUACGCACCACUUCCUGUAAAAGCACCUCAAAGUGAUUUAACAAUAAAUGGACACAGUUGCUGAAAAGUGCGGCCUCCCCCAGGCAAGUAAGUAAAGUCCCAAGCGGCGUGCGUGGAAGACUCAGCCCAAACCUCUCUUUGCCUUGAUCUUUGGUGGAUGGGCCUUGGGUCAGUCACCCAUCCUCAGCCGGACGUACCUUACAGGCUCACCUGGGGAUGAAGUGGAAGCACCUUUUUGAGCAAGGAUGGGAUAUGUAGUGCUUUCUAGAUGUCUUUGGACUCCCAGCUCCCAUCAUCCCCAACACCUGAGGCCAAGCAACAGCCCUGUGGAGGUCUGAAGGUUCCCCAAAAUGUGUUUUUAGAGCCGGGUGUGGUAUAAUGCGGUCUAGGACCCUCGUACCUACGGGACCACCUCUCCUGCUUUGCCCCGCGGAGGACCUUAAGGUCCACAAAUGACAACACCUUG